Molecule: messenger RNA, 1147 nt
Organism: Erpetoichthys calabaricus (reedfish)
Lineage: Eukaryota; Metazoa; Chordata; Cladistia; Polypteriformes; Polypteridae
Product: G-protein coupled receptor 4-like
Exons: 1
Coding region: 169-1137 (322 amino acids)
Biological process (GO): G protein-coupled receptor signaling pathway
Cellular component (GO): membrane
Molecular function (GO): G protein-coupled receptor activity
Source: RefSeq, a predicted model, not a curated record
UCCUUUAAUUGAAUAAUACAUACUGUAAGCUGAAUUCUGUCAGACUGACUUAUUGUCCAAGAUUCAUGUGGUGUAAAUGGUCACAUCUUUUGUUUUUUUAUUUUUAAUUCCUUUGCUUUGUGCUUCCUUUCUAGACCAUUAAACAGAAGGGAUUUGACAAUCCCUAAAAUGAACGCCACAAAUGACACUUCAGACAUAUGUGACGGCAUUGACUUCAGCUCUGACCAAGUCUUCCUCCCUGUCCUCUACGGCUUCAUCUUCUGUCUUGGCCUGCCCACCAACUGCCUGGCGUUAUAUGGCCUAGGCAGCUACAUCAAGUGCGAUAAAGCUCUUCCCAUUUUUGUUGUCAACCUUCUUGUGUCCGACCUUCUACACCUUCUUCCAAUGCCCCUGUGGAUCGAUUACUACCACAACGGCCACAAUUGGCGCUUUGGUUUGAAUGCCUGCACCAUCACAAGUAUUUUGUUCUGGAUCUGCAUGUGGAACAGUGUCUUCUUCUCUUGCUGCAUCUCCGUGGAGCGAUACCUCGCCAUUGUCCGGCCUCUGUGGUUUCAAAGUAAUCGGCUCAAAGGCGUCUACAUCUUGUGUGCCUGCAUAUGGCUGUGUGUCUCCAUCAUGACUAUUCUGGCCUUCCGAAUUGGAUUCUCAGGCUCCACCACUGGCUUGUGCAUGGAGUCGUAUCCGACAAGGAGGAACUUUGCACAGUUUCGCUGUGCUAUAAUGGUCUUCACUUUUUUUUUUCCUCUGGUCCUUCUCCUCUUGUGUUCGACCAGAGCUUCUCAGAAGAUGAAACACAUUGGUUUUUUAUCAGAGGAUAAAAAGAAGAGAAUGAAGCAACUAUUAUCUUUUGUGGUCUUUGCCUUCGUCUUAGUGUUUGGGCCAUACCACCUGCUCAGCCUUGUUAAGUUCAUCCUCAUUCUUCACGGAAAUGUAUGCCAGAAUGAGGCCACCAUUUUUAUUUUCUAUCAAGUUGGAAAAGGAAUUCUCAGCCUGAACACCUUACUGGAUCCAGUCUUCUAUAUUUUUCUUAGACGAGAUGUUAAGAAAAAUCUGGAAAUUUUCAGACUCUUUAAAACUGACAAGCAAAGUGUGGAGACUAAGACUGGGUCUGAAUCUAUCAGAUUUCUUUCCAGCUAACCCUGCGAAU